Molecule: messenger RNA, 834 nt
Organism: Acanthocheilonema viteae
Lineage: Eukaryota; Metazoa; Nematoda; Chromadorea; Rhabditida; Onchocercidae
Source: the annotation of a GenBank genome assembly
AUGCAAAAAUGGCGAAACAUUGCUAAUUCUUAUAAAGAUUUAAAUGUAUCUGUUUGGGAGGCUAAUUCGAUGUUUGUGGAUCAAAUGCUUUCACUGAAAACAUUAGCUUUGCAGACUUGCGUCUGGACGUUAAUUUGCAUGACAGCAGUAUGCGGCUUAUUCAUCCAGAAUCCAUUCAGUGUGAUUAUCGCAUCUCUCACCAUUGCAUCCAUAAGUUUCGGCGUGAUUGGAUUCUUGUCCUGGUGGCAUUUGGAUCUUGACCCAGCAACGCUUUGCGCCAUACUGAUGUGUAUUGGGAUGUCAGUAGACUUUACCGCCCAUGUAUCCUAUCAUCAUCAGCUCGGAGAGAAGAAAACAAUCAAAGGAAUAAGAAUAACAAAAUCACGGUUGGAGAACAACAAGGCACGCUUAGAAUACACGUUGGAAAGUGUGGCAUGGCCAACAUUGCAAGGUGGAAUCAGUACGGUUGCUUGCAUUAUACCGUUAGCAUUUUUAGAGAAUUAUAUUCCACUGGUAUUUGUGAAAACGAUAUCACUGGUGGUAAUUUGGGGUUUGUUUCAUGGUCUUGUACUACUGCCAACAUUCCUGUCAUUAAUACCUCAGUUCUUAUUGGAAUUUAAUUGUUAUCGGGCAAUUUUCGGAAAGCACCUAUUUGGUGCCACCGCUGGUAUCGAUGCAUAUAGUAGCAGUGGCAGUACCUGUGAUGCUGGUGGUGGCAGUGGUAGCAGAAAAGAAGAGGAUAAGGUUGUUCAUGAUAAAGAUAGACAUAUGAAUGCCACUGAACUACGGAUACUACGGACUAACGAACAAUUGUCUAUUAUGACAGAAGCAUGA